AUGUCACAACGCCAGUAUCAGCAAUACCUCUCCGUCACCAACAUAUCCACCACCACAACUAGAUCCAACGACAGACCAAGCAUAGAAUCCGUGCUGAGCAAAGACAAGACUUCAAACACACCGAGCUCAAGGCCGAGUUCAAGGCCAAGCUACGAAACCGAAGAAUGGCUCUCCUACUCCUCCUACCCCUCUAGCAUCAGCAGCAGACGUCGCUCGUCCUCAGGUGGUUCAUGGUCGUACGACACGCACAGACUAUCGCCUGAGGAGAGGAAGCUCAAGGAGAGUGGGCCUCUCGAUGAGGUGAAGAAACGGAAAGCGGUGGAGAAGUUGAUGGGGUAUGGAUGCAUGAAGGGGAUCUAG
This is a messenger RNA of Fulvia fulva, 360 nucleotides long. RefSeq lists its product as uncharacterized. NCBI's taxonomy places the organism in Eukaryota, Fungi, Ascomycota, Dothideomycetes, Mycosphaerellales, Mycosphaerellaceae. The record is from RefSeq and is a predicted model, not a curated record. The transcript has 2 exons. The coding region runs from base 1 to 360 and encodes 119 amino acids.